Molecule: messenger RNA, 3248 nt
Organism: Drosophila mauritiana
Lineage: Eukaryota; Metazoa; Arthropoda; Insecta; Diptera; Drosophilidae
Product: ras-related protein Rap-2b
Exons: 6
Coding region: 667-1590 (307 amino acids)
Molecular function (GO): GTP binding; GTPase activity
Source: RefSeq, a predicted model, not a curated record
UCGACGCAGCGUGUUGUUCCAUCGCAUCUGCCCCAAAACAAUUUUCAUCUCAACAGCUACAAAAACAGUCCACUCUUAGCAGAAAAUUAAAUACCACCCUAGAUAAAAACUAAAGGGAAAAUUUGUUAUUCCUUUCGUACAUGGCAAAGAUUCUUUUUUUACUUGUGUUUCUGUGAUUUGAGUGUUUGAAAAAUUUAACACACCAAAGAAGUAAUUAAUUUACAAGUUUCAAAGUCAAAGCCACCUCGGAGAACAGAUCUUUGGAGUCAAUCUCUCCCCUUUGUUGGCUUGAUAUUUUCCGUCUUUCUUCAACAAUACUUUUUUCGAGCAGCAGAAAACUAGGAAGGUGUGUUGUUAUUGUUUUGUCUCUGAUCCACAAUCCCUUCAUUUGCAGGUGAACACAGGAAUACAACGCAAAAAUUUGCAUUCUCAAUAUAUUAGCAAAUUCUAAUGGUAAGACGAAAAGCAAAGGAAUAAACGCUAAAUAGGCUAAGAAUAAGCUAAGUACGAUGGACUAACAGUUUGCCGGUGAGCGCUACAUUGCCAGCUAAGCUGCAAAUAUAAAACUGCAUACGAAGCAUGAACAUUAAGUCUUAAGCGAGGGUCGUUGAUUUAUUAGUAGCUCAACAAUCAGGGAGACCACACAGGUAUUCCAAGGAUUACAAUAUGCGUGGCCGCCACUUACGCCGCCGAUUCAGCUUGCAGCCCUCGUUUAUGAAGGACGACAAUGCCGAGGAUAAGCCAAAGCGUGAUAAGGUUGGUAGAAACAACGCAGUAGAUGAUGCCAUUGGACCGGCCAACGCACGCCACAAAAUCGUCGUCAUGGGCUCUGCAAAAGUGGGAAAAACGUCAAUAAUCACCCAGUUUCUGUACAACACAUUUAGCACCAAAUACAAGCGGACCAUUGAGGAAAUGCACCAAGGCAACUUUUCCAUCGCCGGCGUGAGCCUUACCCUUGAUAUUCUGGACACUGCCGGCUCAUACGAGUUCCCGGCGAUGCGAGCUCUUUCCAUAUCCUCGGCGGAUGCUUUUAUUUUGGUCUACGACGUAACCGAUGCCACCACUUUUGAGGAGGUGCGCACAAUUCGCGAUCAGAUCCACGAGACUAAGGCCACUACCGCGGUUCCAAUUGUGGUUGUCGGGAACAAGAUCGAUCUCUUAGCAGAUGGAGAAACCGAGCGAGAGGUUGAGUACGCCACCACAGAAUCGGUAGUUACUGUGGACUGGGAGAAUGGAUUUGUAGAGGCUUCAGCUUCCAGUAAUGAAAACAUUACCCAGGUGUUCAAGGAACUGCUGGCCCAGGCAAAAAUAACUUACAAUCUGAGUCCGGCCCUCCGUCGUCGUCGUCAGUCGUUGCCGCAGCAGAUUGGUAACAAUGGACCCGGCACCCCGUUACACCACCACCAGCACCACACCCAGCACCACAAUUCUGGAGGUGGUACCUCCGCUUCUACCUCCUCUGCAGCCGCAGCUGCGUCGACUUCCGGGGGAUCCGGAUCCCAUGCUCCUACACCUGCCCAGCUGCAGCACCUCCAAAGAAUCCAGGAGCGAAGUUUGGGCGCCAAACGCAAUUCGUGCAUCAUUUCCUAAACAGGGCAAACUAAAAGAGGUCUAAUACAUAAUGGUUUUCAACACCUUUUCAAUAGUCAAUAACAACAUGGGUCGUAUUUCUAAACUCAAACAACAGAACUAAUAUUAACACAAGAGGUAGAUUCAUUCUAUUCAUUCUAGUCUUGUAAGGGAAGACAACUUUCUGGGUGAGCUAGAAUACAUUUUCUUAAAAACAUUACAUGUCGUUACAUUAAACAGAUUUUUUUUUGUUCGCAAAGGAUAUUAAAACGUUUAAAAUCGCUUGAUAUCUGAAAGUAUAUUCUAAUAUAUUUUUGUCCACGAGCUUGACGUUAUCAUUUUCAAUGACUCAAAUGUAUUUCGAAAUCGUUUUAGGCAGAUUUAGCACUCUAAAAUUGUAUUUAGCAAGUAUAGAAAGAAGAAGGAUCAGAUAACUAAGCGGGGUAUUUUUAAAGUUGUCUCCCUAGGAUUUCCAAUUUUAUCAAUCUAAACAAAUGAAAUCCUCAAUAUUGUAGAGCAAUCUCUACUCAAAUGUACCUCCAUCUUACUAUUAUUGCUCCAAUAACGUAAGUACCUACAUCACAAGCCUCUGGUUUCCUAAACUCAGCUUUUAGAAUACUUAAAUGUGUGACCAAAAAUUAAAUCGUCAAAAAAAUAUACAAAUCACUGAGAUAAACAUAUACAAUAACCCAAGACAAAUUAAUUUCUACAAGUACUUAGUUGAGUAUUUGUCUUAUCUGAUUUAACAGGAAUAUAUAAAAUUAUUUGUUCAUUAUUUGUGUAUAGAUUACACUGUACACAAUAAAUUUUUUUUGCAUAAAUGUUCUUUCUACAAGUUUCUGGUUCUUACAUUUCUUUUACGGAACACUAUCUUAAGUUACAAAACGCAAAUGUUAACUCAGAGAUGCAAUUAGAAAUCAAACAUUUUUUAAAGGGAAGACUUAAAGAUUAUUUAUAACCUGUAUAUACAAACUUUUCUUACUUUGGCAAGUGGUGUCAUUAUAUCAAUUUUGGAAAGAGUGAUUUAUUUUAAAUAUGUAGUUUUAAAAAUUUUUUGGGACUCGUAGAGUUAAAGGAUAUUCGUUAUUAGGUUCGUUGAAAAGUAUUUAAGAGGUUCAAGUAAUCGUUUGCUAACCUUGUUUUGAUCUGUCUGUUCGUCCGUCCGUGUGAACGCUACGAUUUUUAGUCAGUAUCACUAGCCGAUCGGCCAGAUCAGUCUGUCCGAGUAAAACCUGUGAUCUCAGGAACUUAAAAUGUUUGAAAGCUAAGAUUAGCAAUGCAGAUUUUAUAUAGGUAGACGCAGCGUUAGUUUCUUCUAGAAGAUUCUUACGACUUCUCUAACACCGCCCAAAAUUGUCACGCACACCAACCUUCGUUAUGGCAAAAGAAUAUUUACAUUUCUCCCUCGCACUGAGUGACGGGUAUCUGAUAGUCGAUAGACUCGACUAUGGCAUUCUCUUUUGUUUCAAAUUGUGCAAUGAUUAGUGAUUAGAUUCUCAAACUACAUUGAGUUGUUCUUAUUGUCAAAAUUUAAUUGUUAAAUUUCUUAAAAUUACAUUAAUGGGACACAACAAAUGCAGAUGAUUACUAUGAACAAAUUCCAAAUAUGGUCACGAAAAUGGAGAGGAUGAAAGGAUGGCAAAAAAAAAGACUGUAUUAAAUAAUUAAAUAACGAAGAA